AUGAUGAUGAUGAUGAUGAUGAUGAGCACAAUGAGUCGGCAUCUCUGGAUCGGGACAAUAUGGCGCCGAAGAAGGAAACUGACUACUCUGGAUUGCACAAUGAGUUCCUCCCUUCCCAUGGAUCACAGGGGAUUGAACUCGGAGUUGUAAAAUACGAGGACCAUCUUGCGAUUGUUUCAGCCUUAUUAAUGAAUGAUUUCACAGAAAAAAUAAUCAUGGAUUUUAUCCAUUCACCACAAGCUAUUUUCAGCCACAAACCACAAGGGAUCUUCAGCCCCAAACCACAAAGGAUCUUCAGCCCCAAACCACAAGGGAUCUUCAGCCACAAACCACAAAGGAUCUUCAGCCACAAACCACAAGGGAUCUUCAGCCACAAACCACAAAGGAUCUUCAGCCCCAAACCACAAGGGAUCUUCAGCCACAAACCACAAGGGAUCUUCAGCCCCAAACCACAAGGGAUCUUCAGCCACAAACCACAAGGGAUCUUCAGCCCCAAACCACAAAGGAUCUUCAGCCCCAAACCACAAGGGAUCUUCAGCCACAAACCACAAAGGAUCUUCAGCCCCAAACCACAAGGGAUCUUCAGCCACAAACCACAAGGGAUCUUCAGCCCCAAACCACAAGGGAUCUUCAGCCCCAAACCACAAGGGAUCUUCAGCCCCAAACCACAAGGGAUCUUCAGCCCCAAACCACAAGGGAUCUUCAGCCACAAACCACAAAGGAUCUUCAGCCCCAAACCACAAAGGAUCUUCAGCCCCAAACCACAAGGGAUCUUCAGCCCCAAACCACAAGGGAUCUUCAGCCACAAACCACAAAGGAUAUUCAGCCCCAAACCACAAAGGAUCUUCAGCCCCAAACCACAAGGGAUCUUCAGCCCCAAACCACAAGGGAUCUUCAGCUCCAAACCACAAAGGAUCUUCAGCCACAAACCACAAAGGAUCUUCAGCCCCGAACCACAAGGAAUCUUCAGCCCCAAACCACAAAGGAUCUUCAGCCACCAACCACAAAGGAUCUUCAGCCCCGAACCACAAGGAAUCUUCAGCCCCAAACCACAAAGGAUCAUCAGCCACAAACCACAAGGGAUCUUCAGCCACAAACCCGAAGGGAUCUUCAGUCACAAACCCGAAGGGAUCUUCAGUCACAAACCACAAGGGAUCUUCAGUCACAAACCACAAGGAAUCUUCAGCCCCAAACCACCCCAUCCACUAUCUGGACCGUCUACUCCGGUCCCCGCGUGA
Messenger RNA from Procambarus clarkii (red swamp crayfish), 1238 nucleotides. The record is from RefSeq and is a predicted model, not a curated record. NCBI's taxonomy places the organism in Eukaryota, Metazoa, Arthropoda, Malacostraca, Decapoda, Cambaridae.